Messenger RNA from Drosophila virilis, 2911 nucleotides. RefSeq names its product ubiquitin specific protease 30 (gene Usp30). NCBI's taxonomy places the organism in Eukaryota, Metazoa, Arthropoda, Insecta, Diptera, Drosophilidae. The record is from RefSeq and is a predicted model, not a curated record. Gene Ontology annotation, biological process: protein deubiquitination. Gene Ontology annotation, molecular function: cysteine-type deubiquitinase activity. Gene Ontology annotation, cellular component: nucleus; cytosol.
UUCGACAGUGUGGCAGCACCAUUAACUAAACAUCAGACACCAGACAGACACAAUAGUAUAGAAGAAUUUUAGGUUUUUUUUUUCAGGCUAAUGUUAAUAUUGUUAUAGAAAAACGAACAGCUGCGGUUACAAAGAGACACACAAUCAUCACAUACACAAGCACACACACACACACACAAACACACACACACACAGACACACACACUAAUAAAAAGCACGAAAAAUAACUAUAAUUCGCCAAGUGUUGUGUGUUUGUUGUUAAUGCCAAUCGAUGUUGUAGUACCAGUAGCUGUGUGUGUGUGUGUGCGCGCAACGCCCGCCCGCCCCUCCCGUUCCCAUAGCCCAGAGCACAAACCUCCUGCAAAACAUGGAAAGUGAGAAGAUUUUGAUGGCCGCCGGUGUUACGGUCGCCGCGGUUGUUGGUGCAUUUGUCUUCUGGGGACCAUCGGGUUCCCGCUUGCGUCAGCGUCGCGGCCAAAUCGCCGGACUCCACAACUUUGGACGCACCUGUUUCCUGAACACAUUGCUGCAGGCGCUGGCUGCCUGUCCGCAGUUCAUUGCCUGGCUGCAGCUGUACAAUGGCGCGACGCCGGAUCGCAAGAGCCUGAUUAGCUCGAUGCUGAGCACCUUGGAGGUGGUGAAUGGCACGCAUGCGACGCUGCGCGGUGAUCCCCAUUCACCGGGCGCUGUGCUGCGCGCCUUGAACACAUUGGGCUGGGUCAUACCGCAGGAGGAGCACGAUGCCCACGAGCUGUUCCAUGUGCUGCUCUCGUCGCUGGAGGAGGAGGCAACACGGCCGCAACAAGUGGGCUGCCUGUCGGACGCACUGUUGCCCGUUGCCGCUGGCAUCAAUCCGAACAACGGCAGUGGCAAUGGCAAUGAUACCGGAGAUGGUUUUGGUGCUGCGUCAGCGGCAGCUGCUGCUUAUCGCACGUGCAACAUGGCCGGUGUCCAGCAGCGCAUUGGAGAUCAGCCGAAUCGGCCAUCGAGUGCCAUGCUCUCGGAUUUUCUCAAUAUGGAGUACGAUGAGUCGACCAGCCUGCAGCGUCUGGUGCGCUCCGAGGCGCACACGCCCGACUCACCGGCCUCGGUGUGCGAACGCGAAACAGCCGAAAUUCUGACGCCGUCGGCUGGCGGUGCCUCCUAUCUGGCCCAUUCGCCGUUUAGCUAUCAAUCGGCCAUGGAGUUUAUGGAGCCGCAAACGCAGCCCCUGCCCGCUUCACCCAUACUGGGCGGCGAGCGCUUGUCGCGUCCGCGCCAAACCCAGGCCCAGACCCAGCAGCUGCAGCUGCAGCAGCAGCAGGAGAAUCACAGCGAACGCCUCAAUCGACGCGUGUCCAGCUCGUGCCGCUCGCUGGAGCGUCUCAAUCGCGGACCCGGACGCGUCUCCAUCUGGUCAAGCAUGAUGCCCAGCCAGGUGGCGCAUCCGUUUCAAGGCGCCAUGGGCGCACAAAUUGUCUGCAAUGGCUGCGGCUCCAAGUCCGCCGUGCGCUACGACAAAUUCGAUAGCGUCACCUUAAAUUUGCCGGCACAACGGCGCUCCGGCCUGAGCCUGGGCCAUUUGCUGAGCGAGUAUAUCACCUCCGAGGAUCUGAGCGAUGUCAAGUGCGAUUCAUGCAAUGAGACAACCAUGCACACCAAAUCCGUGACCUUUGCCAAGCUGCCGGCCUGUCUCUGCAUACACAUUGCGCGCACCGUUUGGCUGCCCACCGGGCAGGUGUGCAAGCGUCAGGACUAUGUCCACUUUCCGGAGAGCCUCUCCAUGGCGCCAUACAGCUUUGUCCAGCCCCAUCUGAACAGUCAGGCGGGCACUCCUUGGGGCUCGACCAUGUCGCUGUACUCCACCAGCCUGCCGAUGAACAACGGCGGCGGCGCCGGCGGCGAGGGAUUCGGUGCGAUGUUUCCCAAAAACCUCUACCGCCUGCUGGCGGUUGUGGUGCAUUCGGGUGAGGCAAACAGUGGACAUUUUGUUACCUAUCGACGUGGUUCGCUGCGCAAUGCGCAUCGAUGGUUUUACACGUCGGACACGAUUGUGCGGGAGGUGUCCAUUGAUGAGGUGCUCAGCGUGCCCGCCUAUCUACUCUUCUAUGAUCGCGGCCAGCAGCGACAGCUCCAAAUGCGCUGAGCAUACACAAUCCCCGCUUCCCGCUCCCUGCUCCCUGCUCCCUGCUCCCCGCUUCCCGCUCCCUGCUCCCUGCUCCCCACUCCCCCACCGUAGAACCAGCUGGUGGUGUAGUUGUUACGUCGGCCUAGUCAUUUUUUUUUUUGCUCUCGCUCUCAACAUUGUGUUGGAAACUCAGAUUAUUAUAUGAUAUAAUAAUUAAAACGGUGGCCAUAGAAUCCUAUUCCAACAAAAAAAAAAAAAAACAACAACAAAAACAAACAAAACAAAAAGGAAAGCCUUUUAAGGAACUGCAAAGAAAACGGUCUCAGCAAGCACCAAAAAAACACACACACACACACACACACCUGCGUUAAUUUUAGGGCAGGCCUUAUAUGCAUACAAUAGCUACAACUAAUCAUCAUAUAUAUAUAUAUAGAAUUUUGUUACAUCAAUGCAUUUAAAAAUUUUUAAAUUGAAUUUGAAAUUCACAUCAUGUGCUUUUUAGAUGUCUGUAUUUAGCGAUAUAGAUUCAAAAAGAAAAACACAAAAAUAAUUGUGCUAGGGGUAUUACCGUAAGCAUGAAUCGAUAAUAGGUGUACGGUUUUUUUUUUGUUUACAUUUGUUCCAAUCUGUUAUAUAGAUGUACUUCCCGCUCCUAAUUGUUUAGGGGUCCGAAUUCGUGGAUCGAUCGUUGCGUUAUAAUCGAUCGCUAUUUGCAUUUAUCGCUUAUCGUGUUGCAAACAGAAUACCCUUGCUCCCAAUGACAACUAUGUACAUGAUAUAUCAUUAACUAACAAUCGCCCAAAA